CGGCCGAGGGCCCGACGGCAGGCAGAGUAGAUGGGCUGGACUCGUGUCUUUCCCUGAACAGGUGUGUCUCGGGGAAGAAGAAUCCAGUCUAGGCAGCUGGCAGCUAGGAUACCGUCUUGUGUGUGUGUGUAAAUCACAAGAAAGGAUUGCAAGGACUGGAUACUGUUCCUCCUCUCAGUUGCCCAGUGGUUCCACUUCCACUCUCAUCCCUCUUGCUGCAGUGGCUUCCUGGGCUACAGAGGACAUUCAGUUAGACUGCCAGAAGCUGGAGCAAGGAAAUGGACACCAUUUCUAUUGAGGAUGUGGCUGUGGAUUUUACUCAGGAAGAGUGGGCUUUGCUGGAUCUUGCUCAGAGGAAACUCUGCAGAGAUGUGAUGAUGGAAACCUUCAGAAACUUGACCUUCAUAGGUAAGAAUGGCCGUCAGUGUGGGGAAACAUUCAGCCAGAAUCCAGCUCAUACCAGGCUCAAAACUAUUCCUGAAUUGAAUCUUUCUGAAUGCCGUGUGUAUGGAAAAGCCAUCAUCGAUCCUUCAUCACAUAAGCAUCAAAUCAGAUCUCAUACUGGAUACAGUGCCUGUCAUGCUAAAAAGUGUGGAGAAGCAUAUAGUGGUCCCUCCUACCGAAGCAGUUCUGUGAGAACUCUUACUGGAGAGAAGCCCUGCAAAUGCAAGGAAUGUGGGAAAGGUUUCAUUUGUAUCUCAACUGCUGAAAAUCCUAAGACAACACACACUUCAGAAAAACUCUAUGAAUGUAAUGAAUGUGGUGAAGAUUUCUCUAAUUCAUCAUCAUUUAGGAGACAUAUGAGCACUCAUAAGUGCAAGUAUAAAAAAUGGAAAACUCACCCUUCAUCCAUCAGUUUACAUCAGAAAUUCCAAAGUGGAAAGCAGUCUUAUGAAUGUAAAGAAUGUUUGAAAGUCUUUAGUUGUGCUUCAUACCUCACUGAUCACAUGAGAAAUUACACUGCAGAGACACCUUUGAAACCUACAGAAUUUGCUGAAUCAAGUCAGUCCCCAAGACUCAUGAAACAAAUAAGAUGUCACAGUGGAAAGAGGUCAUAUGAAUGUCAACAAUGUGAGAGAGUCUUUCAUCAGUAUUCACACCUCACUACACAUUUAAGAAUUCACACAGGAGAGAAACCUUAUGAAUGUAAGGAAUGUGGGAAAUCCUUCAGCCAUUCCUCAUCCUUCAAUAAACAUAAAAGAAUCCACAGUGGAGAGAUGCCAUUUGAAUGUAAGGAAUGUGGGAGAGUCUUUAACUGUUCUGCAUCACUCACUGUACAUAUAAGAACUCACAGUGGAGAGAGGCCUUAUGAAUGUAAGGAAUGUGGGAAAGCCUUUACUCGAUCUUCAAACCUCACCAAACAUAUUAGGACUCACACUGGAGAGAAGCCUUAUCAGUGUAAAGAAUGUGGGAAAACAUUUACUUGCUCCACAUCCCUCACUAAACAUUUAAGAAUUCAUACUGGAGAGAAGCCUUAUGAAUGUAAAGACUGUGGGAAACGCUUUCCUUAUUCCUUUUCUCUUAGCACACAUAUGAGGAUUCACAGUGGAUUUAGGAGGAAUAAAACAAAAAAGAAUACCUGAGACUGCGUAUAUACAACCAAAUACCUAAUGGAAAUCAAUUCCUUGGUUUGAAAUGUUAGGGUUGUGGUUUCAUUAGCCAUCAAAGUUAAGUGGUCUAAUAAUGUGUUUAAUGUUUCUGUUCGUUCUUUGAAUUCAUUGUGAUUUGAAAUACUUGCAAGCAACCAUCCAAGGCAUGACAAUUGAUCUAUUCAUCUGGAGCAACAGAGGAAGUAGGGUCAGAAAUAAGGAAAUAUAGAGGAUGUGUAAUAUGUCCCUAAUUUUCUCUAAGAACAAUUGCAUCCUUGUUGUGAGAACACAAGGACUGCAUAGUGCCUUGGUACCACUGCUGAACAUUUUGAUGAGAUUCCAUAGAAGAAUUCUGCUUUCAAAAGGGAAAAUCCUGAUCAAAAGGUAGAACUUCAAAUUCUCAUGGCCUCACACUUUCAACCUUUAUGACUAUAAACAUAGAACCAUGGAGGAUGGAUGAAGCCACGAAACUAUGGCCCUGAGAUAGUCUUUAUACCUUAAACCAAAAAUUUUCCUGAAGUCUUCUAAAAACCAAACAAUGCAACCUCCCCUGCAUCCCCCAUCCUAAACUCAUUGCCAUCCAGUCAAUGUAGAGGGCAGUGAGUUCAUGUUAAUGAGAGAGUAAAACUUCAGAAAAGGAGAGUGAGUGUGGUUGCACACUGAAAAAAUAUAAUCCGUACCAAUGUAUUAUAAAUCCAGAUACUGUUGAAUUGAUGUAUGUUUUGCUGUGGAUAUUCUCAACAACAAGAUAAACUCUAGGGAGAAAAAUAAAGCACAGUAGAGAGCAAGCCUAAAUAUAAACCAUAUGGACCAGCCUUUAGUCACUUCUCAAACCUCCCUAACUAGAAAAAAAAAUUCACAGUAGAGAGAAGCCUUAUGAAUGUCAAAAACGUAGGGAACCAUUUAAUCAGUUGGUACAUCUCACCAUUUAACAAUUCACAUUGUAGUGAGUAUAGGCAAUUUGGUAAAGGCUUUCAUCAGUCUUCAAAACUCCCUACACACACACAGUACUUAAGAUGUUUAGCUACCUGAUAAACAUAAGGAUUGUGUGGCUCUACUUGCUCUCCCUUUCAGAACUCAGUAUACAGAGAACUUAUGAAUGCAAGGAAUCUGGGAAAGUACUUAUUAUUCUCCUGUAAACAUACUAAUUCAUAGUGGAGUCUUUUUUUCUGGUGCAAAAUGAGUCCACUUUUAUUAAUUAGUAUCUUACAGCAUAAAACACAAAAGACAGGUGAGGUAGCAGAGCCAGGUAGCCCUUCAAACCAAGAAACAGGGUCGACUGGGCUCAGGAAACCAUAUGAGUUGUGGGAGGCAACACCCUCUGGGAGUGUGCCUGGACCCAAGGGUGCUUCAGAAUCUGGGCCAGGGCCAUUCGCUCCAAGGGAUGAUAUACUGAGCAGCUUGGAGAUGAGGUCCUGGGCCCCA
Messenger RNA from Echinops telfairi (small Madagascar hedgehog), 3014 nucleotides. RefSeq names its product zinc finger protein 709-like. Bases 279 to 1583 code for a protein of 434 amino acids. Lineage: Eukaryota; Metazoa; Chordata; Mammalia; Afrosoricida; Tenrecidae. Gene Ontology annotation, molecular function: DNA-binding transcription factor activity, RNA polymerase II-specific; RNA polymerase II cis-regulatory region sequence-specific DNA binding. Gene Ontology annotation, biological process: regulation of transcription by RNA polymerase II. The record is from RefSeq and is a predicted model, not a curated record. The transcript has 4 exons.